Messenger RNA from Rhinichthys klamathensis goyatoka, 1383 nucleotides. It is a transcript of the gene glmp, whose product is annotated as glycosylated lysosomal membrane protein. Bases 81 to 1304 code for a protein of 407 amino acids. The record is from RefSeq and is a predicted model, not a curated record. Gene Ontology annotation, cellular component: lysosome. The transcript has 6 exons. Lineage: Eukaryota; Metazoa; Chordata; Actinopteri; Cypriniformes; Leuciscidae.
GUCACAUGAUUGACUGAAACCAAAACAACCCAGUAGAAAUGUCAGUUCUUCAUUCCGCUUUUGUGUUCAGAGUUUAAAACAUGUCGAUGUUUAAAGUGAACUUUAUAUGUUCGGUGCUGUUUGUUGUGUUCGGUGCCGCGCUUGGGUUUCUGGGAAAUGGAGAUACAUUUCGACGAAAGGUGUCAGUCGAGCUGAACCCGGGUCUGAAUCCCCCCUCGUCUCUUCCUCCGGGAGUCGCUCUGGUUCACGCGCGAGGACUGGGACUCAACGACACGCUGCACUUCUUGCUGUGUAACCGAGGAGCUCCAGCGCUGCUGCUGGUCCACACGAACAGCACCGAGUCCGCAGUGCGGGUCAACUGGCCCGAGUUCAUCAACCGUAGUUCCUCGGGCAGCCUGACGGUGGCGCCGGAGAGCAGCGUGACCUACAGCUCCGCUCUAGUGUUCACCAGGAUCUGGGAGUACGAUGACGUCAACAACACCGCUGACCCACAGACGACAGCAGAGUCCAGUUUCUACUCUCCGUACGAGCUCCAGAACUUCAUCUGGGCGGACCUGAACGCCACCGCCAACCACUCGGAUCAUGUGAUCACGCUCUGCGGCCGGGAGAACACCGAGAGCUUCGUCAACGGCUCGCUCUGUCUGAGACUGUCGCUGUUCGAGUCUGCGGGCCGGGACGGAGCGUGGCCGAGUCUCCUGCAUCACUCCAACUCUUCUCAGCUGCACGUGUGGCUGGACGGGGCGGCGCCGCGGGGGAACCGCUCUCGCUUCGCUCUGGAGUUUCAGUCGGUCGGGGACGCCGGCUUCCAGGGGAGAGUGGAUGUGCGCAGCUCCAUAGAUGAUGAAUACACUCCUUCCAUCUUCAAGGUGUUUGACUGGGUGUCGCUCCCGCCGAACUCCAGCAGUGUGUGGGGUUUCUCCCAGUGGAAGCCCGUGGCGUACCGUAAGCCGGCGCCGGUGUUCGAGGACGCGACGCCCUGCAGACACUCUCCUCUGGUGUCCGUGAGCCGGGUCCCUCCGUCCGCGCUGGUCCAGGCCUACUUCUCCCGCCCGCCUCAGACCCGCGGCCUCAACAUCAGCUUCGGGGUCGAUAAGGACCCGGCCUUCUACAGCGACACCCGAUACAUCAGCUGGACUGUGUUAAUGGGCAUGGGCGACCCUCCAGCUGACUCCUUCUCCACGUUAAUCAUUAUCAUCAUAGCCGUUGGACUCGGCACUCCGCUGGCCAUCAUCGUCGUGGGCGGAGUGUUUGUGUGUGUCCGCAAGAGGAUGACACGAUCCUCAAUCUACGAGCCAAUCAACUGAGACGUCAGGGUACAAGCCCCGCCCCAAUGCACACACACCUGCCAAUCAGUGCUGAGGUCACGGACCCCUGAUUGGACGA